Messenger RNA from Oncorhynchus gorbuscha (pink salmon), 838 nucleotides. Its product is annotated as troponin I, fast skeletal muscle-like. Gene Ontology annotation, biological process: muscle contraction. NCBI's taxonomy places the organism in Eukaryota, Metazoa, Chordata, Actinopteri, Salmoniformes, Salmonidae. The transcript is spliced from 7 exons. The coding region runs from base 116 to 652 and encodes 178 amino acids. Gene Ontology annotation, cellular component: troponin complex. The record is from RefSeq and is a predicted model, not a curated record.
CUUAUGAUUCCAUCUGCUGCUGUAGCCACUAGGCGGUCUCACCCAUCCCUCCUCUAAAAUCUGUCCCGCUCCUCUUCCUGCUCAGCUCCUAGUGUGAAAUCAAACAAACGCCAAGAUGUCGGAGAAAAAGAUGUCUUCGAGUCGGAGGCAUUACCUGAAGAGCUUGAUGCUCUCCAUUGCCAAAGGCUUACUGGAAGACGAGGCAAAGGAGAAUGAGCAAGAGAGAAUAAGAUGGAUGGCGGAGAACUGCCCUCCCCUGUCCCUGCCAGGGGGUACUCAACAGUUACAGGAGUUCUUGAAAGAGCUGCAUCAUAAGAUUGACGUGAUAGAUGAGGAGAGAUAUGACCUGGAGAGCAAAGUGAACAAAGCCACUAAGGAGAUUGAAGAUUUGAACAUUAAAGUUAUUGACUUGAAGGGCAAGUUCAAGAAGCCAACUUUGAGGAAAGUGCGUAUGUCUGCUGACGCUAUGCUCCAGGCUCUGCUGGGCUCCAAGCACAAGGUGUCCAUGGAUCUGAGAUCCAACCUGAAACAAGUGAAGAAGGAGGUCAAAGAGGAGGAUAAGGAACUGCGUAAUGUUGGAGACUGGCGUCAGAACAUUGAAGACAAGUCCGGAAUGGACGGGAGGAAGAAGAUGUUUGAGUCCGAGGGUUAAUUUAGUCUAUCAUUUCCCUGUAUAGAUCCCGCUAAGCAACACAAAACUCUCACUUUUUUGAACAUUUCUCGUAUUGAGCACUAUGGUAUCAUUUGAACCAGUGUAUGUGGGUAAAACGAAAGGACAAUUAAAUGUUUCGAGUGGAACAGAAUCGUGCGUUAAUAAAUGCUUUAUAGAUUGCCACAA